CCGGAAAGAGCCGAGGAAGACAGUCGGCAGUCGCUGGGGCGAGUGAGCGGUCACGACAGUGUGUGUUCAUCGGUGAGGUCCGGUGCUGGGGUGUGAGCCAUCAUGGGAGCCUGCUUGGCAAUCUGUUCGCUGGCGAGUUGUGCUUCGUGUCUGUGUGGAAGUGCAUCAUGCCUGCUUUGUUCCUGCUGUCCCUCUGCCAAGAACUCUGUGGUGACUCGCCUUGCCUAUGGCUUCUUCUUGUUCCUAGGAACAGUUGUUUCGUGUAUUAUGAUAGCACCAGGCAUUGAAGUUCAACUAAAGAAGAUUCCUGGAUUUUGUGAAGGAGGUGCCAGUAUUCCCUUCAUUCAGGCAAAUGUUAACUGUGACAUCAUUGUGGGUUAUAAGUCUGUCUAUCGCAUGUGCUUUGGGCUGGCUGGCUUCUUCUUUCUGUUUGCUUUGAUCAUGAUCCGCGUGAAGAGCAGCAAAGACCCCAGGUCUGGACUGCAGAAUGGAUUCUGGUUUUUCAAAUUUUUGGCCUUAGUGGGAAUCACUGUUGGCGCUUUCUUCAUUCCUGAUGGUACCUUUACAACAGUAUGGUUCUACUUUGGUGUAGUUGGAGCUUUCUGCUUCAUUCUCAUCCAGCUAAUACUUCUCAUCGAUUUUGCUCACUCUUGGAGCCAGCUCUGGGUUGAGAACAUGGAGGAGGGAAAUUCCAAAUGCUGGUUUGCUGCCUUAUUUACCUGUACGGCUCUAAACUAUCUCCUCUCAAUCACUGCAGUUGUAGUGUUGUAUAUUUUUUACACAAAACCUGAUGACUGUACGGCAAAUAAGGUGUUCAUCAGUCUGAACCUCAUCUUCUGUGUUAUUAUUUCUGUUGUGUCCAUCCUGCCAAAGAUUCAGAAAGCUCAGCCUCAUUCAGGAUUGCUGCAAGCUUCUGUCAUCACUCUCUAUACUCUGUAUGUGACCUGGUCUGCCAUGACAAAUGAACCAGAAAGAAAAUGUAACCCCAGCCUACUGAGCAUUGUCCAGCAAACCAUGAGCAACUCGACUGUUGCUCCGCCACCUCAUUCGUUAGUCCAGUGGUGGGAUGCCCAGAGCAUUGUCGGAUUGGUUAUCUUUCUUCUUUGUGUGCUUUAUGCAAGCGUCAGAUCAUCAAGUAAUGAACAAGUUAACAAGUUGAUGAUGACUGAGGGAAGUGAAAGCUCAGUGGGUGACUUCUCUGUUGCCCAUGAAGGUGGAUUUCAUCGUGCAAUGGAUAAUGAGCAGGAUGCUGUUACCUACAGUUACUCAUUCUUCCACUUCUGCCUGUUCCUGGCCUCUCUUUACAUCAUGAUGACACUUACCAACUGGUACCGUCCCAACUCUGAUUACUCGGCUGUGCAGAGUGCCUGGGCAGCUGUCUGGGUGAAGAUCUCUUCCAGCUGGGUUGGACUCCUGUUGUACCUGUGGACUCUGGUUGCUCCUCUCAUACUGUCAAAUCGUGACUUCAGCUAAGCUAAUUGAUGCUACUCAGCCACCUGCUAUUUUAUAUAUUUUCAUUGGACUGAAUUCUUCCACUACCUUAAUUAUAAACAUGGAAACUUAAACAAUACUUCAUACUUGUGGCACAAAGUAUGGUACCACACCAUUUUGGGAUUGUUCGUUUCCAAUCAGGAUGUCUUUUUAUGUAUUUACUAAAUUUUUGUCACUUAUUUUCCAUAUUCUUUUGAAAUGCAACUUGUACAACUGUUACAGAUAAUGAAACCAUUUUCUGCCUUUCCUGUCUGACAAAGUUGGUGUUUGAUGCUGCCAUUUUAAAUCAUCUGUAAAUAUUUUAAGAAACCUUCCUCAGGUUGGUCAGCUUUAGUGUGAUCAAAAACUUUUUUUGAUGAAACCUGAAGGGAAAUCUUUUUAUUUUGCUGUAUCCAUUGCCUCCUGUCUGUGGAGGUGCUGUAGUGCCACCACAAGUAGGAAGAUGCAGUAGUGUUACAUAUUCACAUAGACAGAUUCCAUCAUGGCAAUUUGAAUGCAAAUGUAAGGGCAGGUGGUAUUACUUUGAGAUAAGAGCUCAAUGAUGAACAUGUAAUCUUGUUGAAAUAUUCCUUGUCCUCUAACUUUGUUUACUUUGAAAAUUGUACCUGGUGUAUCCUUUCCGUAUACAGUGCAUUAAGCUGACCUAAUUUUUAAAAGCGACUUGACCUGCUGUGGCCUGGCAAGAAAUAUAAUCACAGAAUAUUUGCAAAUAUGUGCAUCAUGUCAUUAAUAUUUCAGCUUAGUUUAUCAUUAGCAUAUUUUUAGUAUUUAAGAAACUUAUGUGAGUUUUGGGUGAUAAGGCAACUGUGACUUGAGGUUACAAAGUUUUAUGGCAUAUUGUUUAGACUUAUUAACAAGGAUUUAAAGUUGAAGUUUACAGGAACAAGAACGAAACAGUAAUGCAAAAUACUGAAUCGCUUAGUGACAUUUUUGAAAUAAUUCAUAGAAAUAAUGAAUGGUACAGUGCAUCAGAAGGGAGUUAUUUUCGGAAUUAAAAAGGCAAACUUGAAAGUUGUAUUUUUAAAGCUUUCAAUGCAUAAGGGAUAUUAAACAGUCACCAGACAAUGUUGGCUUUUAUUGAGACUCCUCAUGCCAUUGUGAAAACUGCCAAUGGAAGCAGAAAGAUGACCAGAUUUAGUAAGGCUGGGACUGGGAUGAUUUAUUUAAAAGAUAUGCAGGAGAAUGAUGUUUUAUUCACCUUUGAGGAUCAACGUGGACAAAAAUAACAGCAAAGAAAAUAGGGAAAGAUAAAGCUAUCAUAUUUUAACUAAUUCUGAAGCUGGAAGUGCUUUCCAUAGAGUGAUUAUUUUGGGAGUGCUGGAAGGAAAUUUUGAUUGUGUUGUUUGUGUAGAUGUUGCAGAAGAGUGUUCAAACGAAGCUGGUGCAAUCUUCUGGAAGCAACUGAGAAGCUAGUUGCAAUUUGAUUUCAAAGUAAAGUACCCCAGAGAAAGGAUUGUUUUCUUUUUUUAAAAAAAGUCACUUUUUUUAAAAAUGGAAAGCAUUCUAAAAUGGAAAACUUCAUUCGCAGGGAUAUAAUCUAUGCUGGAGUAAUAAUUAUUAUUGUAGUGAUUUAGCACUUCAGUGUGACAUGAUGCAGCAUGUUUAGACCAGUCAAGAUUUGCAGCAUUCACUAUUGCUUUUGAAUGCUUAUCAAAAGUACUAAUUCAAAAUUAGGAAUGAUAUCUGCCACUUAUAAACCUCACUUGUAAACAAGUGGAAGGUAAAUGAGUUUUUUAUACAUUGUGAUCUUGAAAUUUUAUAUUAAAUGUUGUACCCACAAAGCUGUUAUGAGUUGCUGAAAACUGCCUUGAUUUUUGAAAAACCACGUAUAGGAAAUGAUUUAUUGCCUGGAAAAUUAAAUAGCUUUUUGAAGCAUCAAAAUAUGCCUUACCAAUUGUGCCUAAUUUAGAAGAUAUUGUGCUUGGUGAAUUUCAUUUGUUAAUGAAGGCAAAUCACUUUGUCCUUUCAGAUCUUUAUUUUUGCUACCUUCCCCAAAUUGACAAUUUAUGCAAACAAGAUCAGGUACCAAAUCUUGCAAGCACAGAAAUCCAUGCUGUAAUUGUGCACAUUGGUCACAAGGUGUCGCACCACUUCAGUCACUUGCCUGAGUGGUAAUUCCCUUUUGUAAUGAAACUAACAAAUUCUCCAGGGAAGGAAGGACUUUGCUGCAUUUGAUUGUGCUUUUCUCCUAAGUGUUUUGCUGCAAUGUAUUACUGCUGACUGCGAAAGGAGACUCCUUGAAACAGUUAGAAGAAAAAAAUUUUUAAUGUUUUUUUUAUCUUUCUUCAGAACAAGAUCAGUGAUUGGGAAAAUUGAAACAUAUGUAUUUAAUCUUGUAGUUAUUAUUAGUCACUCCUGAGCAGAUUGCUGUAUUUGUAAAAUAUGCGUCAUUUAUAAAUCUAAUGUAGGGUGUAUCAAUAAAGACCUUUUCAUCAAAUUUGAA
Messenger RNA from Chiloscyllium plagiosum (whitespotted bambooshark), 3934 nucleotides. Its product is annotated as serine incorporator 1-like. NCBI's taxonomy places the organism in Eukaryota, Metazoa, Chordata, Chondrichthyes, Orectolobiformes, Hemiscylliidae. Gene Ontology annotation, cellular component: membrane. The record is from RefSeq and is a predicted model, not a curated record.